This is a messenger RNA of Dovyalis caffra, 528 nucleotides long. The record is from the annotation of a GenBank genome assembly. NCBI's taxonomy places the organism in Eukaryota, Viridiplantae, Streptophyta, Magnoliopsida, Malpighiales, Salicaceae.
AUGGAGAGUACUGGAAGCAAUUCUGACAACGAUAGCUGUGAUUCCGACAUGUGGAAGAGACGAAGAAUAACUAGAUAUGAUGGCUUUGAUUAUUAUGACGCCAACAUCUUUUUAAUUCUGACCAUCAUACAGCCCAACGGGAUAGACAGCCUUAACAUUGAUCUUGAUAAUCGGAUCUAUAAGGUUCUGUCUUGGGUUGAACCUGGAAAUAAAUACACAACACCAGAAGUGGGUGGUUCACUAGACCCUGAGUGGUGGCAGCAGAUUAGGAUUCCAUUUAAAAAUCCUUGGGAUUGCAGAUCUCUGUACUUGGAAGUAAUUAGAACCCACUCCAAAUCUGACCCGGGAACCUCCACAGGGGAGGUCUUGGUGGGCAGAUUAAAGAUCCCCUUGCCAAGACUCUCAUCCCCGAUACAAGGGACUUUCAGACUAAUGAAGCUUGAAGGUCCAGGCUACAAACGUGAAGGGAGCAUUAGAUUGGCCAUGGAACUAAGGGAGAUUGACAGGCCGUUUAGCUACUUCAAUUAA